AUAUUCAAAGAAAUUUAGUGUCUAGAUUUCCUGACAACUAAGUUUUAAUCACGUUAUUCAAGAGCCGCAUAUAGUUCAUAAAUAAGAAAAUAAUUGAGUUCAUAUUGGAGCAUUACGCUGGCUGUCAGGUGUUUCUCGCAACCUGCCAGGUGUGUGGCCUUGGCCGCUCCCCAACCGGCGAGAAGAACUGCGAGGGUUGGAGUUGUGAUGUUACUGGUGGCCAGGACAGUGGCGGUGGUGGUGGUGGUGGUGCUGGCCGGCCACCCUCACACCGUUGAGGCCAAGAUCGGGACGUUCUGGCACGUGACGGACUUCCACUAUGACCUUAACUACACCACGAGCGGCGACCCGAAGAGGAUGUGCUGGGACACCAGAUUUUCGUCCGGAAGCGUGGGUGAAUUCGGCGACUAUGAUUGUGAUGCACCUUUUCCCCUUCUGACCUCCGCUGUGGACGCCAUGAAGAAGUUUGACGGUGAACCGGACUUUAUUCUAUGGACUGGGGAUGACACCGCGCACGUCUCCAAUGAUUACUUUAGCACCGAGGUGGUUGUGAACAUCGUGACCAACCUCACCAACCUCAUCGCCAGCCGCUUUCCGAACACCCCGGUCUUUCCUGUCCUGGGCAACCACGAUUACUACCCAAAGAACCAGAUGCCGGUGGGUCCAAAUCGUCUACAAUCAGAAGUGGCCGAUCUAUGGAAGAAAUGGUUUCAGCAGCUCCAGGGACAUGGAGACGUGUACAACAGCUUCCAUUCCAGUGGGCGGUACGCGGCGGACGUGCCGGGAAGCAACGUGACGAUGGUGGCACUCAACACGCUCAUCUGGUAUAAGAGUAACAAUGAGACUGCCUUGCUGCCCGACACCACCUCUGACGGCCUGGACCCGGAUGGCCAGUUCACUUGGGCCGAUAGUCUCCUUAAAGAUCUGGCGAAGAAGAAUCGCAGGGUGUACUUGGUGGGACACAUUCCCCCUGGAACCUUUGAACGGUACCAGCAGAAGCGGAAAGGUUUCCACUGGUACCAGCCACGAUACAACGAUCGUUUCACUCAGCUAGUGCAGCAACACGCCCACGUGAUAGAGGCUCAGUUUUUCGCCCACCAUCACACAGACUCUUUCAGGCUGUUCUUUGAGGAAGAAAAGAACCAAGAACAACGAAUACCCGUAUCGUACCAGCUGCUGAGUCCAGGAGUCACACCAUGGCGCUCCACCCUUUCUGAGGAGACUGGCGCCAACAAUCCAGGCAUCAGAUUGGUCCAUUACAAUACCACAACUGGCAAGGUGGUGGACGUGUCGACCUAUUACCUCAAUCUGUCUGCAGCCAAUCUUGAGGGCCGCGCUGAGUGGCACCUCGAGUACAACUUCUCAUCCACGUAUAACUUGAAGUCAGUCAGUCCUGUCGCCUUGUACGAGGUUGCCAAGACCAUGAAGGCAAACAGGACUCUGUUCGAUCUGUACUACCGAGCUAAUACCGUGGGGCUUGAGGACCCUGAGAAGUGCACCGAAAAGUGCCGCCUGCUGCACUGGUGUGCCAUCACCGAGAUUAACUAUUCUCGCUUUUAUGACUGCAACAACGGCGUCAGACUCUCUUGGCGGGCCGCCCUCGGUGUGGUGGCCUCUGUCCUAGUGCUGGUGGUCCGCUAGUCACCCAGGCUGUGAUGUCAAGAUAUCGUGUUUCGAGACGCUGCGAUCAAUAUCUGUGGUGAGAUUAGUGUACGUACAUCUUAGCAAUUUGUUACUGAUAUCCAUAUAUGCAUACAUAGACGAACGUGUGUGUGUGUGUGUAUGUGUGUGUGUGUGUGUGUGUGUGUGUGUGUGUGUGUGUGUGUGUGUGUGUGUGUGUGUGUGUGUAUUACGUUAUGUUAAAAUUAAAACCAUAUUCACUAUA
Messenger RNA from Portunus trituberculatus (swimming crab), 1885 nucleotides. Its product is annotated as acid sphingomyelinase-like phosphodiesterase 3b. The record is from RefSeq and is a predicted model, not a curated record. Gene Ontology annotation, biological process: sphingomyelin catabolic process. Bases 208 to 1641 code for a protein of 477 amino acids. Gene Ontology annotation, molecular function: sphingomyelin phosphodiesterase activity. NCBI's taxonomy places the organism in Eukaryota, Metazoa, Arthropoda, Malacostraca, Decapoda, Portunidae. The transcript has 12 exons.